Messenger RNA from Sorex fumeus (smoky shrew), 5334 nucleotides. RefSeq names its product formin like 2 (gene FMNL2). Gene Ontology annotation, biological process: cell migration; regulation of cell shape; cortical actin cytoskeleton organization. Gene Ontology annotation, cellular component: cytosol. The coding region runs from base 13 to 3285 and encodes 1090 amino acids. Gene Ontology annotation, molecular function: small GTPase binding; actin filament binding. The record is from RefSeq and is a predicted model, not a curated record. The transcript is spliced from 26 exons. NCBI's taxonomy places the organism in Eukaryota, Metazoa, Chordata, Mammalia, Eulipotyphla, Soricidae.
CGUGCCGCCAACAUGGGCAACGCGGGGAGCAUGGAUUCGCAGCAGACCGAUUUCAGGGCGCACAACGUGCCUUUGAAGCUACCGAUGCCCGAGCCAGGUGAACUGGAGGAGCGAUUCGCCAGCGUGCUGAAUGCUAUGAAUUUACCUCCUGACAAAGCCAGGUUACUGCGUCAGUAUGACAAUGAGAAAAAGUGGGAACUGAUUUGUGAUCAGGAACGGUUCCAGGUGAAGAAUCCUCCCCAUACCUACAUUCAAAAGCUGAAGGGCUACCUGGAUCCAGCUGUCACCAGGAAGAAAUUCAGGCGGCGAGUUCAGGAAUCCACACAAGUGCUAAGAGAACUGGAAAUUUCUUUACGAACCAACCAUAUUGGAUGGGUCCGAGAGUUUUUGAAUGAAGAAAACAAAGGCCUUGAUGUGCUGGUGGAGUAUCUGUCAUUUGCACAGUAUGCAGUAACUUUCGACUUUGAGAGUGUGGAAAGCACUGCCGAGAGCUCUGUAGAAAAAUCCAAGCCCUGGAGUAGAUCCAUUGAGGACCUGCACCGAGGGAACAACCUGCCCUCCCCAGUGGGCAAUAGUGUUUCCCGCUCAGGAAGGCAUUCUGCCCUGCGAUAUAAUACUUUGCCAAGCAGAAGAACUCUGAAAAAUUCAAGAUUAGUGAGUAAGAAAGACGACGUGCAUGUCUGUAUCAUGUGCUUGCGAGCCAUCAUGAACUACCAGUAUGGUUUCAACAUGGUCAUGUCUCAUCCACAUGCUGUCAAUGAGAUUGCACUAAGCUUAAACAACAAGAAUCCAAGAACAAAAGCUCUUGUCCUAGAACUGCUGGCUGCCGUAUGUCUUGUGAGAGGCGGGCAUGAGAUCAUUCUAUCAGCAUUUGAUAACUUCAAGGAGGUUUGUGGGGAAAAGCAGCGCUUUGAGAAGUUGAUGGAACAUUUUAGGAAUGAAGACAACAACAUCGAUUUUAUGGUGGCAUCCAUGCAGUUUAUUAACAUUGUGGUCCAUUCAGUAGAGGACAUGAAUUUCAGAGUUCACCUCCAGUAUGAGUUUACCAAGUUGGGCUUGGAUGAAUACUUGGAUAAGCUGAAACACACAGAGAGUGACAAGCUGCAGGUACAGAUUCAGGCUUACCUGGACAACGUGUUUGAUGUGGGAGCUCUGCUGGAGGAUGCUGAGACCAAGAAUGCAGCCUUGGAGAGGGUGGAAGAACUGGAAGAAAACAUUUCUCAUUUGUCAGAAAAGCUGCAAGACACAGAGAAUGAAGCUAUGUCCAAGAUCGUGGAACUGGAGAAACAGCUCAUGCAGAGGAACAAGGAGUUGGAUGUUGUUCGAGAAAUCUACAAAGAUGCAAACACCCAGGUUCACACAUUAAGGAAGAUGGUCAAAGAAAAAGAAGAAGCCAUUCAGAGACAGUCUACUUUGGAGAAAAAGAUUCACGAACUGGAGAAACAAGGGACCAUUAAGAUUCAGAAGAAAGGGGACGGGGACAUCGCCAUCCUGCCAGUGGUGACCCCUGGUGCGCUGUCCACAGGGUCAGAGGGGGCGGCUGCGAACUUCGUGGGACCCGUGACAGGGGCUGCCUCCUCGGGACCCUUACCUCCACCUCCCCCACCACUACCUCUCUCGCCAGACACACCCGAAGCAGUGCAAAAUGGCCCUGUAACACCACCUAUGCCCCCGCCGCCCCCACCUCCACCUCCUCCGCCACCCCCACCGCCCCCUCCACCCCUCCCCGGCCCUGCAGCAGAGACUGUGCCGGCCCCUCCCUUACCGCCCCCGCCUCCUCCCUCUGCACCCCCGCUGCCUGGAACGUCCUCGCCCACAGUGGUUUUCAACUCAGGAUUAGCAGCCGUGAAAAUUAAGAAGCCAAUCAAGACGAAGUUCCGAAUGCCAGUUUUCAACUGGGUUGCUUUGAAGCCAAAUCAGAUCAAUGGCACAGUCUUCAAUGAAAUAGAUGAUGAGCGAAUUUUAGAGGAUUUAAAUGUAGAUGAAUUUGAGGAAAUAUUUAAGACAAAAGCCCAAGGUCCUGCCAUUGAUCUCUCUUCAAGCAAGCAGAAGAUAACACAGAAGGGACCAAACAAAGUGACUUUACUGGAAGCAAAUCGGGCCAAAAAUCUUGCCAUAACUUUAAGGAAAGCUGGAAAGACUGCCGAUGAGAUAUGUAAAGCUAUUCAUGUAUUUGACUUGAAGACGUUGCCUGUAGACUUUGUAGAAUGUCUUAUGAGGUUUUUGCCAACGGAGAACGAGGUGAAAGUGCUCCGGCUCUAUGAGCGGGAAAGGAAACCCCUGGAGAACUUGUCUGAUGAAGACCGGUUCAUGAUGCAGUUCAGUAAGAUUGAGAGACUCAUGCAGAAGAUGACCAUCAUGGCCUUCAUUGGCAACUUUGCUGAAAGCAUUCAGAUGCUGACUCCUCAACUGCACUCAGUUAUAGCAGCGUCUGUCUCCAUAAAGUCAUCCCAAAAACUCAAGAAAAUUCUGGAGAUUAUCUUGGCUCUUGGGAACUAUAUGAACAGCAGUAAGCGAGGAGCAGUGUAUGGCUUUAAGCUUCAGAGUUUAGAUCUGCUUUUGGAUACAAAGUCGACAGACCGAAAGCAAACACUGUUGCACUAUAUAUCGAAUGUUGUCAAAGAAAAGUACCACCAAGUGUCCCUGUUUUAUAAUGAGCUUCAUUAUGUGGAAAAGGCUGCUGCAGUCUCCCUUGAGAACGUUCUGCUGGAUGUCAAGGAACUCCAGCGGGGCAUGGACUUGACCAAACGAGAAUACACCAUGCAUGACCACAACACGCUGCUGAAGGAGUUCAUCCUCAACAACGAGGGGAAGCUGAAGAAGCUGCAGGACGAUGCUAAGAUAGCCCAGGACGCCUUUGAUGACGUUGUGAAGUAUUUUGGAGAAAACCCCAAGACCACACCCCCAUCUGUCUUCUUUCCCGUCUUCGUGCGCUUUGUGAAAGCCUAUAAGCAAGCAGAAGAGGAAAAUGAGAUGAGGAAAAAGCAGGAGCAAGCACUCAUGGAAAAACUCCUGGAGCAGGAAGCGCUGAUGGAGCAACAGGAUCCAAAGUCUCCUUCCCACAAAUCAAAGAGACAGCAGCAAGAGUUAAUUGCGGAACUGAGAAGGCGACAAGUGAAAGAUAAUAGACAUGUAUAUGAAGGAAAAGAUGGUGCCAUAGAAGAUAUUAUUACAGAUCUUAGAAACCAACCAUACAGACGAGCCGAUGCGGUGAGGAGAAGUGUCAGGCGGCGCUUUGAUGAUCAGAACUUGCGUUCUGUUAACGGUGCCGAAAUAACCAUAUGAACCCAGUACCUGCCUAUAUGAAUUGAGGGUGUGCGUGAAUAUCUGUCCACAUGAACUUUAUGUGCUACCAUUAAACUGCAGCCUUGAAUAUAGAAAAAAUAUCCUAAGGGCUCAGAUUUAGCAGACACAUAGGAACUUAAAAUUGGCGGGCUUUCCUUUCAACCUUUGUUAACAAGUGCCUCAAAGUGGAAGUACCUGCUCAGAUUAAUCAAAGCAAUAGGAUUUGAUUUGAUUAGGUAUCUUUUGACACACCAAUGUUACUCGAUUUUUUUUAACCAAAAUGUAAAUUUUUUGUUACAUUCACUACCUGCCAUUGUGAUUGUCCUAUGAUGGCCCACCUUGGUUCCCCGCAAAGUUGUAAAUAACAUGGAUGCAUCUGCUGUGGGCUUCUCUUGCUGAGAUGUCUUCUAAGGAAUUUUGUUUCAGCCAUACACGUCAGCUUUGUAUUUUUAAGGGCUUGCAAGAUAUGGGAGGAAAAUCAUGUGAUAAACUCUCUUGUUCAUUCCCAUGCGCCAACAAAGACCAAACAGGAUAUAAUUUUAGUGGCAUAGAAGGUCACUUAACUGUCUUGUUUUACAUUCUGCUACUUCUGUGCUAGGGUACAAUGACCUGUGAAAAACAUUCACCAGUAUGAUAAAAAUAUUGUCUAAGAUUUAUUUGCAGUACUGGUUCUUCUUCAGUUAGAGGCAGCUUUUAAACAAUGCAAAUGUAUUUAUUAAUGAGCACUAAACUUAACAUCUCAGUUAUCAGUAUUAGUUCUGAGACCAUUCUGGGCCAAUCUUGAGAUUAGAAAUCAGUGCCUUGCUCGCCAGAGGAAAACUUCACUAGCUCUAUCAACACAACAUUCAAGAUUACGUCUGGCAAAGUGGAGUGUUAUAACCAGGCCUUACACUCUCCUCUGACAAUGGCAAGGUUUUCCACCCCCAAGUUCUUCCUUUUGUAAAUUGGAAGAUACAUUUGUCAUUCAGAUCAAGAAGGUCCUGUUUUCCAGUUUACGUUUUGUCUGUUUUUUGGGGGGGCCAUAACUGGCAAUGCACAGGGGAUCAUAUAAGGUGCCGGAGACUGAACAGGGGCCAGUGGCACGCCAAGCAAGCGCCUUAACUAAGCCCUGAACUUCCCUCUGGCACUUCCCAGUUUACUUAAUGGGGAAUUGCAAUUACAUUGCCGAAAUACUCAUUUGGGAUUAAGUUUAAACACGUAAUGAGGCUAAAUGGCUAAGCCAUAGUUAUUUUUCCUUUGCCUCAUCUCUGGCAGGGCACUUGAUCCAUUCCAAAGUCAAAAACUGGACUGAAGCUAAUUUGUACUUUUCAUAAAACAUAUUCUGCUUCUGGCUUACCUUGGUACAUUACACCAGUAUAUUAAUUGUAAAGUUUAUUGUAUAGUAUUUAACCACUGAAUUCUUUUUGUGCUUUAUGUGAACUCCUUGGUGAAGGUCCCAUUUUCCUUGGAUAAUGUGUAGUUAUAUCUCUUUUAAAAUGUACAGAUAUUUUGCUAUGAAAUUGGUGCAGUUUUUUAUGGUUUUUACACUUCUCUUUAAUUCCCACCUAAGCCUCUGGGUAAUAUUGUAAAUAUUGUUUAAAAAUGCAUCAGCCUAUUCUAUACAAUCUGAAUGUUAUUUUAACUUAUAGUUUUUUUUUAAUAUAUAUUUAACUACAAGGACAGUUUAGGCAUCAGCCACACUUCACUUUAGUAUACCAAUUUACAAAAAGAAUACUUUUAAACUGCCGCUUGCUAGCACAUUUUCAUAAAUGUGUCCUUCAAAAAGAACGUGCCAAGAUUCUGUCUUCCCUUUGACUCUUUUAUAUUUAAAAAAAUUUUGACCAAGAAACGUAACACAAAGUCCUUUAAUAAAAUGAGCUUGUUUCUAAAGCUCAAUGUUGAAAUAAUUGCCUGGUUACCUACAAAUAAGACUAUAAUUUUGGCAUGUUCUUUUCUGUUAGUCUAUUAAUGGGCCUGCUUCUUAGCAAUAUUAGAUAUGUUUUUUAAAAGCAGUUCAUGUUACUUUUCUGGUCUUUUCAUGGCAUAUGGACAAAUAAACUAUUUACACUA